AUCCAGAUUCAUGAGUUCCAGCUUGGUGUCGUACAGACGAACAGCGGAGCCUCAGUAAUAAGGUAUUUAAUACAUGUUCUAGUCGUUUUAUCUGUAACUUGGUUAGUAAAUGGGCAGCCUGGAAAAUGUGAUCAAACACCUGCGCAGGCGUCAGUCUUGGAGCCUUCGGAGGAUAAGGGGAUAUUCCACUUGGAAAUACAAAACGCACUGAUAAAAGAUGACAAAACAUAUUACACGCCGGAUCAAACAUAUGUUUUAACAAUUUUUACGACGAUGCCGAGCCGUCCGUUCCGCUGGUUCAUGAUAACUGCCGAAGACCCAGAUGUGGACAAGAACGUUUUUGAGUUCAGCCAUAAAAACAUUGACGUUGGGACUUUAAAAACUUUGGAUAUCGACAAAUCGCGGUACAGCGAGACGUGUUCCAGUUCUGUGGAAAAUGCGGACAACUCGGACAAGACUAGUGUUGAGAUCCAUUGGGUAUCACCAAAACACAGUACGAAGAAUCAAACAGUUCGCAUCCGUGCCAUGGUUGCGGAGAACAAUGAAGUGUGGUAUGCAGGUGACAACCUCACCGUGGUACUCCAUAAGAAUACUGAGAAAUCUCCUGACAGCCCUCCGUACUUACCUGUGAAGGUUUGUAACCUCUGCAGUGAAGCCAGAUAUGAGGUGAUUUUUACUGGUAAAUGGUCAAGAGUGGCGCAUCCCCGCCAUUAUCCGAGCAAGCCUGAUGAGAACGGCUACAGCCACAUGAUAGGCGCGUCUCAUGCGUACAACUACACCCUGUGGCAGCAGGGAGCCAGCGCCAGUGAGGGUCUGCAGAUGCUGGCAGAACAGACAGACGGGCAUUUAUUGGAGAGAGCGAUUAUUGCUGAGAUGGCUGAAAAAACCGGCACUAGAACUUUGAUUAGAGGGAAGAGGCGUCACCAUCCCUUCAUGUCAGAGCCCUCCCAUUCUCUCUUCAGGGUCGACAGAUACCACCACCUGUUCUCCAUCGCUGUGGGCAUGAGGCCUUCCCCAGACUGGUUCCUGGGUACCUCCAAGUUUGAGCUCUGUACUAAAGAUGGAUGGUUGGAAGAAAGUGAAAUACCACUCUAUCCCUGGGAUGCGGGGACUAUGGAUGGCGUUUCGUAUGAGUCGCAAAAAACCGUAUCGACACCAAAAGAUAACGUGGACCGGGUCGAAGUGGGAUCCUUUAACAAAGACUCGCCUUUCUACCAGAUGAACUUAAACGAUCUGAAACCAUUUGCCAUGCUGAAGGUCAGAAGAAUUGACGUGUUCCCUUUGAUAGGAGCUGACUGCAGCGAAGAUGAGGAGACGGAGACAGACAAAGAGGAUGAGGCUGUACAAGAAGGUGAAGAUGAAAACGAAGAGGACGAUGAGGAAGAGCAAGAAGAGCCGGUGGCCGCGGAAUCCAGGUUGAAACCCAAGCCGAUCUGUCCCCCCGGUGAAUGGGGACCCUGGUCUCCCUGCUCAACCAGCGACGGUGACUGUGGGACCGGCUUCAGUACCAGGACAAGAGAGAGAGUCGACAGGAACCUGUUCUAUGACUAUCAAGAUAAUCCGCAAGCGCAACCGCUGAGCAGCAACUGUGAAGGUGAUCAAGAUGCUAAACUAAUUGAAUAUCGAAACUGUUUUGUAGACUGUUAUUAGAAUGGACGCAUAAUAAACUAUUUAGCUACAGGAAUA
Trichoplusia ni (cabbage looper) is the source of this 1686-nucleotide messenger RNA. Its product is annotated as spondin-2-like. Gene Ontology annotation, cellular component: extracellular matrix. Gene Ontology annotation, biological process: cell adhesion. The record is from RefSeq and is a predicted model, not a curated record. The annotation marks the transcript as partial. The transcript is spliced from 10 exons. NCBI's taxonomy places the organism in Eukaryota, Metazoa, Arthropoda, Insecta, Lepidoptera, Noctuidae.